UCGUUCCCCGCGCCGGGCUGGCCACUGGCGGGGUGGGGCGGGGUCCGCCAUGGCGACCGCGGAGCUCCGCGGGCACGCGGCGCGGAUGUCCACGCAGGGGUCUCGGCCUGGCGCGGCCCCCGACGGCACGGCAGGAGCUGCGGGGCUGCCCUCCGGACGGAGCGGCAGUGCCACCCCCCGGUUUGGGGAUCGCCCGCCCCCCACCUUGGAGAAGCGGGGACCUUACAUGCUGACGCGCGCACCUUCCAUUCAGGCUAAGCUGCAGAAGCACCGGGACCUGGCCAAGGCUGUUCUACGGAGAAAGGGCAUGCUGGGGGCCUUGCCGAACCGCCCCGAUUCUUCAGGGAAAAGGUCAGUGAAGUUUAACAAGGGCUAUACUGCUCUUAGCCAGAGUCCAGAUGAAAACCUGGUGUCCCUUGACUCUGACAGUGAUGGGGAGCUGGAAUCCAGAUACUCCUCCGGGUAUUCCUCUGCAGAGCAGGUGAACCAGGAUGUGAGCCGGCAGCUGCUGCAAGAUGGAUAUCACCUGGAUGAGAUUCCAGAUGAUGAGGACCUGGACCUCAUUCCCCCUAAGCCUAUGGCCUCUUCCACAUGUUCUUGCUGCUGGUGCUGUCCUGGGGAUUCUUCCUGUACCCUCCAGUAGCCGUAACCCUCCAUGAUGGGCCACAUGGCCCUUCACAGCUCAGUGCACUGGGCGCUGCUGCCAGCCUAGAACCGCUGGAGGCACUGACCGUCUGGGCAGGCCAGUGACCUAGGUAGCCCUCAGCUGGUGCUUCUCAUGUCAGAGGUUCCCAUCUGGGUCAAAGGUGAUAGGUGGAAGUCUGCAGUUUUCUCUUGGGGCAGUUUCAGGAAGCCACUUUAAUAAUGGCAGGAACAAAGACUUUCUUGGUUCUUAUGCUGUUGACAAGGGUUGCUAAGAAAACCAUUUGCAGACAUUCUGACUGGUUUUUCUCAAGGUGUUCUGAGGGAGGAAAAAGAAAGAGUUCUUCUGCCCUGGCUUGGAGGUGGAGGGAGGCAGAAAACAGCACUUUAUGGCUUACAGAAGGAAGAAAGAGUAUAACUGGGACCAAUUCAAGAAAUUCUAUAUGCUUUUCCUGCCCCAGCUUGAAAAGCAGUUAGGAGGCUUGACCUUCAAGAAAGCACCAAGAAGGUUGUUACUUCAGGCUACAUCUGUCUAGUUAUGGCGAGGAAGGUAAGAUGGAGUAGGACUGUGGCUUUCAGAACCUCUAGACUUGGGACAUUCUAUUGGUCCUGCUGAUUGGAUGGGUUUAGUAACUCUGGUCAGCCCUUCCAUAGUUAGAAGAAAACUUCUCUGUCAUGUAUAUGUUUAUUUUUGUAAGUAGUUCCUUGGUCUUGGUUAGUUUUUCCACCUGGAUUUUUGAGGUAAAAGUUGGGUUGGCUGCCGGGGCUGGCCCCAGAAACCUGCAGUUUUUGUGAUUACCAGCAGAGGGAGCUGGUGUGCAGUCAGUGCCUUCCUGUGUUCAGCUUUUAAGCUUUGGAUAAGUAUUGAUGGAUGAGAGCUGAUGUUUCUCAUGUAGCUGUAUGGCUUUGGCCUACAUGGAAAUAACAGGAUAGGGAGAGAGAUGUAAAACAGCUCCUGGACCCCACUUGAGAUAGAUCAAUUUGCAGUGCAAGGGGGACUUCCCUCUCCUAACAAGGCUCAUUUCUGUGGCACAUUCAUCUGCCCCAACAGCACUCACACGCUGCAGGUGUCGCUCUGGUAGAGCAUUUGCCUAGCAUAUGCAAGGCUGGUGGUGGGGCGCACAGAACAAAGACCUAUGGGCAAGCACAGCCCUUUUCAACCCCAAGCCUGAACACAACAAACAGGAAUAAUUUCUGCAACCACAACUGGGAAAUUUCUCUUGCUAUACUAAGCCCUUUUCUGGAAUUUAGUUUUCCAGGACCCCCCCCCUUUUUUUAAUCUUACCUAGGUGUGUGGUGAGGCUUGGAGUGGAGAGGGUUUCCAGCAUAAGGGACACAAUAGUCAGAAUUAGGGGUUGGGUACCACAUGUGUGUCCUGUCCAGUGACACUAGAGGCUUAGGAGGAAUGAUAUGCCCUCUAUGGGCUUUCCACAGCGGUAGCAGAAAGGAUAAGGUCAAAAGAUAAGGCCUUCAGCCAGAUGCAGUGGUGCACGCCUUUAGUCUCAUCACCCCAGGCAGAGGCAGGUAGAUGGAUCUGAGUUUAAGGCCAGCCUGGCCUAAAAGUCCAGCAUAUCCAGGACUACACAGAGAAACCCUGUAUCGAGAAGCCAAGAGAGAUAAGGCCUCUGCUACUUAGUCACAAACCUGUCCUUAUGAUUGCCUAGGUUUUUGUUCUUAGGCCGUGGAAGGCUGAAAUGAGUAAUACACUAGUGGCUUUUUCCUCAACUAUUACAGGACAGAAGAUGGGACAGAAACCAGAAGCACAUCUGCUAGGUUAUAGAUGCUAAUUAUGUUCUGCAGUAGAACUCUGCGGCUGUGUAGGCAUCUCACAUUCUGAGCACUUUAUGUAAGGCCUACAGGGAGGGCCACAGACCAGGUCUAGGCCUUCUAGAAUUCUGCAGAGGUGAAGACCUCACAUGGAAAGGGAUAGAUACAUCACAGUGUAAAGACUUGGUGGCAGGGCUUAGGUGAGGGCCAGAAGUGAGUGUGGAUCUUAAGUGUGGAGCCUUGUUUCUGUCAGAAUUUGGUUAAAACAGUGGCCUGAGCACUUGACAGCUCCUGGUGGGGAGAAUACCCCCCAAAACAUACCCUCCGGUUGUUGCUUUAGUCAACAUUGAGGUACUUGACUAGAACUGUCCCUGGAAAGGAAGUUCUAGAGCUGGGUGACCUUAUGGGAAAGCAUUACUUGUGGAGAAAGCUCAGGGAUGUGGAGCAGGUGGUGAUGUCCAGCUAGGAUAGGUAGAAAUGAUGAGUUGUUAGAUGAAAAUAAUGCCAAUAAAGGCACAAUGGUGCCCAGAUCCUACCUGCCUUAAUUAGAGUGCUGGGUGUUCCGCAGGAGGCAAUCCCUGGGAAGGAAAGCAGAUGAGCUCCUCAGCAGUGGUUCCACCUGGAGUUCACACUGCUCUAUAGACCUCUCUCUUGGCUUGCACUUCUAUAGUCUGUUAUAAUAAAUGCAAUCAUGGUAGUUGAGCUGUA
This is a messenger RNA of Psammomys obesus (fat sand rat), 3117 nucleotides long. RefSeq names its product family with sequence similarity 219 member B (gene Fam219b). Lineage: Eukaryota; Metazoa; Chordata; Mammalia; Rodentia; Muridae. The coding region runs from base 50 to 643 and encodes 197 amino acids. The record is from RefSeq and is a predicted model, not a curated record. The transcript has 5 exons.